Gastrolobium bilobum is the source of this 1499-nucleotide messenger RNA. RefSeq lists its product as uncharacterized. Bases 1 to 1185 code for a protein of 394 amino acids. The record is from RefSeq and is a predicted model, not a curated record. The transcript is spliced from 14 exons. Lineage: Eukaryota; Viridiplantae; Streptophyta; Magnoliopsida; Fabales; Fabaceae.
AUGGAUGAGGGGAAAAAGUUGUCAGAAGUGAAGGAUCUCUACCUGAUUGAGGUAGGAGUUUACUGCUCAUUCAAUCAACUUCUUGAGUGUGGGUUCUAUCAUGCAGAUCCACACCCCGGAAAUCUCUUUCGGACAUAUGAUGGCAAAUUAGCUUAUUUAGAUUUUGGUAUGACAGGUGAAUUCAAACAAGAAUUGCGUGAUGGAUUCAUUGAAGCUUGCCUACAUCUUGUAAAUCGCGAUUUUGAUGCAUUGGCUAAGGACUUUGUCACUCUAGGGCUUCUUCCCCCAACAACAGACAAAGAAGCUGUUACAAAGGCUUUGACAGGUGUCUUCCAAAAUGCUGUUGCCAAAGGAGUUCGUAAUAUCAGCUUUGGAGACCUUUUAGGAAACUUAGGAACCACCAUGUAUAAAUUCAAAUUUAGGAUACCUUCAUACUUCUCUCUUGUCAUCCGAAGCCUUGCUGUACUUGAAGGAAUUGCAAUCAACUUUAACCCUGAGUACAAAGUUUUGGGUAGUACUUACCCUUGGAUUGCUCGAAAAGUUCUUACUGACAACUCUCCUCAGCUUAAGUCUUCUUUGGAGACUCUUCUUUAUAAGGAUGGUGUUCUCAGAAUAGACCGUCUGGAGUCUUUGCUGACAGAGUCUCUCCGUGCCAAAACUAAAAAAGACAUAGUAAAACAACAACCUGAAGGCACUGAUUCGAGAAUGAUUAUGAAGGAAAUACUUUCUUUUACACUAACGGAAAAGGGUGAAUUUGUGAGGGAAAUAAUUGUUCAAGAAUUAGCUAAAGGUUUAGAUGCACUUGGGCUAGCAACCUUGGAAACAGCUGCUGCAAGAGUUCCUUUCAGUGCUUUCUUUUUUUCCUCUUUUAUGGCUGAAGAAGAUAUUAUCAACUUGAGAACCUUCCAACGCCUUAUGCUAUUGCUAUUAGGGUCCAGAAGGAAAGAAGACUCCAACACAGGAAGCAGACAGGUUACUCCUCACCAGAAUCAAAUACUGUACAUGGAGGAACUUUCAUUAGUUUCGGUUCAAAUUGAAUCCAUUCAAGAGAUUCUUCCAGUUUUGUCAAUCAUUCCUGAGCUCCCACCAGAAUCCAGACAGCAAUUACUUCAAUUGCCAACUAACCUGGUUAGACAGUUAAUAUCUCGUGCUGCUGCAAGAACUAUACGGAGGGUGUUUUUGUGACAGAUGUACAGGAGCAGCUUAAAUAUGUAUGUGCUUCUAAUCAAGUGACCGGAGAACAUUGAGACUUAAGUUAUUUAUGACAAGGCCUUUUAGCUUCAUAACGUAUGCUACAAUAUAUUCUUCAUUCAGCAAGAGAUUCUUUGCAUUCGAUUUCAUCUAAGUAUGUAUACCUUUGCUUUUUCAGUUGGUUGUAAUGCAGUUAGGACUCUAUAGAAAACAAAAAUCUAAUAAAAGUAUUCGUAGUUUCUACCAAAUGCAAUAAAUAUAUAGUAUUCCUAGUAAUCUCUUUUUUAAUGGCAUCAAUUGAUGCAUGU